AUGUCGUUGGCGGCCGGCGGUGGCGGUGGCGGCAGCGGUAGUGCAUUGUUUGGACUCAAGUCGCAGAUUGAUCUGCUGACCGACGAGUCACAGAGCGAGGCCGACCAGUCUGUCGACAUGCUGGCCACGGUCGUCGUCUCCUUUGUCUACUCCAACAAACAGCCAUCCCUAUUCAACCUGCUCAUUCAAAUGCUUUCCACCACCAACAGCAGUAAUAGCAACAGCAAUAGCAAUAGCACCAAUAAUAGCAACAGUGGCAGCAGCCUCAAGAUAUCAACACCCCUUGCACUGGGCGGCCCAGCUCACAACAAUGCAACGCUGGCCAACAUCCCAUUCCAACCAUCGCCCAACCCAAUACUGGCGGCAUCCGCCUCGGCUCUGCCCAAUCCACAGCAACUGCAACAACAAGAUGGCAGUCUGAACUACAGUGGCAGCAUAACGAGCGCCGUCCGAUCGACACAGUCUCUGAUGUUCCACGUGCUCAACGAUGCAAUCUACGCUGUGUCGCAGCAGUACCAGAAGAACUUCUACAUUCACAUCAUCGAGCCCACCGCAGCCGCCGAGCAAUCACACCAGAUGUACGACAGUCUGCUCGCUGGAUGUCUCUCAUUCAUCAAUCACAUGCUCUGUGCGGCGCCCACCCACUUUGACUUUGAGCGCUACAAACAACUGCUCAGCGUACAAGGUGUCAAUGGAAUCAUAAAGAAACAUAUCAAGAACCUCAAUCCACACGUUAGAUCAGAGCUGAUACACUACCAAAAGCACAAGACUGCCAAUAUAAAGAAUGGUCGUCAAGUCCAGGAUAAACAAAACAUUGAUCAAUUGGUCGCCAGACUUGUAAAGUUAUCAUUCUUGAAUAAGGAUUCAGAAGAUAAAUCGUUUGAAGAGAAGUUGAAGUUGUUGGGCUUCGAGGAUUCACCUGAGGCCACUCUGAUGGGCACUGGUGUACUUGGACUGCGCAACAUGAUCUACUUUGGUGCACGUUACUCUAGAAUCUACCACGAGAUACUCAGUGUCCAAAUGGGCAAGGAGCGUGAUGGUGCCUACUACUCCUUCCCACAAGUGGCCAUGGCAUUGACCAACUGUCUCUUUGAGAUAUAUUUAGAUGACGACAACUUGUACGAGAUCAUAUUCGAUCAAGAUGAUUGGUUCGAGGAGUUGUUCUCGAUAUCGUUUGAGCUGUUUGAUGAGAUUUGGGAGAAGGAGGCAAAGGUACCAGAGGACUUUGUGACGGUGCUCCACAAGACGAGGAACUUGAUCUCGCGCAUCAAGUGGACCAAUCCAGACUCGAUCCAAUCGUUCCAGGUGAAUCUGGGCAAUGUGCUGGACGAGAUAUGGAACAGAGAGGUGGAGAUCGUUGAGGAUUCACUCAAGCGCAUCAUCCCGCUCAGUGACAGCAUCAUUGGUCUACCUACAAAUGCCAACUACCAGACCCAGCCCAGCGGCAACUCGUCGCCACGUUUCCAAAAGUUCCGCAGCACAAACUCAAGCGAUCGACUCAAGCAACCAGAGGGCAGCGACCCACAACCAACACCCGUAUCCACAUCCACCUCUUCACCUGCACUCAUUGAUUCAAGUGCAACUGAGGCCACAGCAUCAUCAUCAUCAUCUUCAACAACCUCACCAUCAUCUUCAUCGACCACCCCUACCAAUGGCGCCGCCUCACAGCAACAGUCAACACAACAACAUGCUAGGAAGUACCAAAGACUGAGACAACAGAUGAAGUCAAUCAGCUUCAAGAAGUUGUUUGAAUCAGGCGUAAACACAAACAGAAACAGCGUUAACCUUAGCGGUACACCCAUCAUGACCAGCGCCACCCAGGACCCGACACAGCCAGCCGAAGGAACACAGGUUAUUUCGCUGACAGCAAGCCAGGAGAUUCCCGCCUCGCCCAGGAGGAACUACCAGCCCGACGGAAAGAAUGAGGAGGAGGUCAAGACAUUUGCGCGCGUAUCCAAGCUCCUAAAGAAUGCAGUAUCCACAUUGAAGCAUCGUGUGCAGCCUGUAGACAAGGAUAAGGAGAAAGAGAAGGAGAAAGAGAAGAAGGCUGACUCUGUUCAAGCCUCGCCUGUUGUGGUAGCGGCACAGCCAGUAACAGACCAGGAGCUCGACAACUUGGAGUUGGACGGCGUAAAGGUAUCGAAACAAGGAUCGCUGCGAGCGAGUGGCACAGCAGUCUACCAGACAAUGAGGAAGAUGAUGCAAUCAAUCGAGAAGAAGGGCAAGACGAUAAAGAAGCGCGUGAAGAAGCAAAGCGGUCAUCACGAGCUGACCGAGGAGGAAAGAGCGGCCAAACUCGAGAGGAAGCAGAUGCGCAAGGAGAAGAGAAGAAUGAAGAAGUUGAUGAAGCAGCAGAAGCAGAUACAAUACGAGUCAGAGAACACCAUUCGCAUGGUGCAGCUCCCACCCAACCAGCCAGUGGACCGUGGCAGCUUCCAAGAGCUGAACCUCUCAUUCGACGACGAGGUCGACAGUCUCGAUUCAAACAAUGACAGUGAAGACGCUGACGACACAUCAACAAUUGAGGAGUUGACAAUGGAUGACGAUCACAAGGUUGAACCAUCAUUGAUAACAGUGGCUGUACCUGCAUCCACAACAGAGGUCGUUGUUACUGUUAACCAAGAGUCCAAUGUCGUCGUCGACACUCCUGCUGCUUCAUCAACCAUCACCGAGACUGAGACAAAGACAAUUGUGGCUGAGGAAGCACCAAAGGAUACUCAACUGGAUACUCAACCAACAAUCAUAUUAUCACCUGCCAGCGUUCCAGAGUCAACCAAGCUCGAGCCAGUCGUCGAGACAACAAACAGUCGCGAGAUGGCAAUGACAGACGUGUCAAGUAUCAUCAGCACAUUGUCUGGUGAUGAGCCCCUUACAAUGAUUUCAUCGGCUGAGGUCUCGCCAAGGUCAUCAUCCUCAUUCAGCAAGUCACCACGGCCCCUGUCGGGCAGCGGCAAGAUCGACGCACCUGCCAAGCCAGGCUCGCUCAAGCCAUCGGCAUCAUCCACAGACAUCGAGGGUGAGUCCAAGCAGAAGUCACUGGUCAGCAGCAGAAUGAACAACUUUAUCAAGGGUCCACUGGGCACGAUCGAUCGUCGCAAGGAGGCGCCAGUCGUCAAGUCGACCAGCAUCAAGCAGUUGGUGUCAUUCUUUGAGUCCAAGCAACCAUCACCACCAGCCAUCAGCAGGGAGAGUUCCCGAUCGAAUCUUCACAAGGCAGAGUAG
Acytostelium subglobosum LB1 is the source of this 3222-nucleotide messenger RNA. RefSeq lists its product as hypothetical. Gene Ontology annotation, molecular function: GTPase activator activity. The coding region runs from base 1 to 3222 and encodes 1073 amino acids. The record is from RefSeq and is a predicted model, not a curated record. The transcript is spliced from 3 exons. Lineage: Eukaryota; Evosea; Eumycetozoa; Acytosteliales; Acytosteliaceae.